AUGACGAUCUUCCACACAUUGCCGGACGAGGUCUUGGACCAGAUCCUUGGCUAUUGCAAACGACCGUGUCAAAUUGCACUCGCCGCCGCCGCCGCCUUUCCCGUCGCGUCCCAGUACCUCUUGCAUGCCCAGCGCGACGACCAUUUGCGCGCGCUGCGCGACCGUCCGUCCCCAGCCAAGGCCAUCGAGCAAGCGCACUACUGCUGGCUUCCGUCCUCGAUAUCCAAAACAAAAGACGCAAUCGCGUUUCAAGAGGCUUGCUGGAGCGACGACGCAGACGCGAUGCUGGUGUCGUGGGGCCACACGCGGAUCAUGGCGCUGCCCAAGGCCCUUCGCCACAAGUGCAUUUGGGCGCGCCUCGAUGACAUUGAGAACCGCUGUGCACGGGAAUCCUUUCUGCUUGCUGCAUUGGACCAUGGCUGGGUCCAGCCACAUGGUGCCUACUGGACUAUCGUCUCAGCGCCCUCGACCGACGCAUGCAACGCGACCCGCGACCGCGUGCAGCAGCAGCUGCCGCUUCUUCUCGCUGCACAGAACGGCUACUGGCGCGUCGUCCACCGCCUUCUCAAUACCUUUAGUGGUCCGGACGCAACCAAGCGCGUGGUCUUAGGCGUCCUGGCCGCAGCGUUCUAUCAUGGCGAGCGCGACGCAUCCCGCGACGCCUGGUGA
Messenger RNA from Saprolegnia parasitica CBS 223.65, 669 nucleotides. RefSeq lists its product as hypothetical. The transcript has 2 exons. Bases 1 to 669 code for a protein of 222 amino acids. The record is from RefSeq and is a predicted model, not a curated record. NCBI's taxonomy places the organism in Eukaryota, Oomycota, Saprolegniomycetes, Saprolegniales, Saprolegniaceae.